AUGCAUCCAAAUAUCCAAAUAUUUUCAACAAAAGCAGUGAUCUCAACUGCAGCUUCUGUUGCUGCCACGACCAUGGUAGUCCGAUCCUUCGCCAGAGAUUUCAUUCCCCACGAAAUCAGACAAUAUAUACUCUCCAAAUUUCAGUACUUUCUAUCCACAUUUUCCAAUGAAAUCACAAUAGUCAUUGAUGAAUUUGAAGGUCUAAACAAAAACCAGCUCUUCUCUGCUGCUGAAAUUUACUUGGCUACCAUUUUUAAUCCCUCUACCAGAAGAUUUCGGGCAUCAUUGCCCGUAAAGGAGAAGAAAAUCCAUGUUUCAAUGGAAAGAAAUGAAGAACUAAGGGAUAAAUUUGGUGGGUUCCAACUGAAAUGGAGAAUGAUUCGCAAACAAACUAAAGCAAGGUACGUGCCAUAUCCUGAUGAAUAUUCUUCCACUAUACAAUCUGAGGUUCGAUAUUUUGAGUUAAGUUUUCAUAAGAAGUACAAAAACAAGGUUCUUGAUGAAUAUCUGCCUUAUAUUUUGGAAAAAACCAAACCCAUCAAACAAGAAAUGAAAACAUUGAAAUUGAUGACUUUGAAGAGUGAGGGGCAUGGUCCCGGGGGAAAUCCAUGGCAGUCUGUGAAUCUUGAUCAUCCAGCCACUUUUGAAACUUUAGCAAUGGAUGCAGAACUCAAGAAUAUGGUGAUUGAUGAUCUUGAAAGAUUUGUGAAUAGAAAAGAGCUUUAUAGGAAGGUGGGCAAGGCAUGGAAGAGGGGGUACUUGUUGUUUGGGCCACCAGGGACAGGGAAAUCAAGUUUGAUUGCUGCCAUGGCCAAUUAUCUGAAUUUUGAUGUUUAUGAUUUGGAACUCACUAAUCUUAGGAGUAAUUCUGCUCUGAGGAGACUCAUUAUUUCAACCGCUAAUCGGUCUAUACUUGUGGUUGAGGACAUAGAUGCUUCCAUUGAUCUAUCAGAGAGGCGACCAGUACCACCUCCUCGGCCACCGCCAAUGCAUCCUCUCCACCGUAAUCAAGAUCCUAAAGUUACUUUGUCAGGAUUACUGAAUUUCAUCGAUGGAUUGUGGUCGAGCUGUGGGGAUGAGCGGAUCAUUGUGUUCACAACGAAUCACAUAGAUAGGCUCGACCCAGCCUUGCUGCGCCCUGGUCGUAUGGAUGUGCAUAUUCACAUGUCCUAUUGCACACCGUGUGGGUUCAAAAUGCUUGCUUCUACUUAUCUUGGGAUCACAGAGCACCCACUUAUCACGGAAGUCGAGCAAAUGAUAGGGACGACCAAGGCGACCCCUGCUGAAGUAGGUGAGCAGUUGUUGAAGAGUGAUGAUCCUGAAGUUGCACUUAGAGGCCUGAUUGAAUUCCUCGUGAAAAAGAAGGAAAGUGAAGAAGCCGAAGCAUUGAAAGAAAAUUCAGAAGUAAAUAAACCAGAAGUUUUGCCAAAGCCGGAGAAAGAAAAAGAUGGUGCGAGUCGUGAUAUGAAGGAAGUUAAGAGUCUUGAAGGCCUUAAAGAACUUAUCGAGAUGGUUGACGUGUCUAGUGCAAAUGCACGAGAGCUGGUAAUGAAGAGGGACAAGGCUUCAAUUGCACUGAAAGGCCUGAUUGAAUUCCUUGAUGGGAAAAAUGGAGUCGAAGAUAUCAAAGCUUCUAAGACAAGUUCAGGAGAAUCGACGUCUGCUGAAGUGCAAGAAUCCCGUAAGGAAAGUUAA
Molecule: messenger RNA, 1695 nt
Organism: Fraxinus pennsylvanica
Lineage: Eukaryota; Viridiplantae; Streptophyta; Magnoliopsida; Lamiales; Oleaceae
Source: the annotation of a GenBank genome assembly